This is a messenger RNA of Schistosoma bovis, 3309 nucleotides long. NCBI's taxonomy places the organism in Eukaryota, Metazoa, Platyhelminthes, Trematoda, Strigeidida, Schistosomatidae. The record is from the annotation of a GenBank genome assembly.
ACCCGUUCACAUGACAACCUUUUGAAGCAGUUUUCAAAAGUUUCAAUUACUAUGCAUUUUUGAUUUUGAAGUUUUUUGAGCAGCUACUUGUCUUAUCGUUGUCUGUUAUCGACUGCCUUUGUUAUCAAUUGUAGGCGCAUUUCAUAUUAUUGGCUCAUUUUUAUAAUGUUGUUCUUUACUUCAGAUUUUUUCAUACGUUUCUCAAACUAUCACAAAACACACAAUCAAGCUAGACGACAGCCGCAGUUUCAUUCAUCGGGUUAGGGUGCAUGUUUUACUUUCGUUAAACUUGCGGGCUAAAAAUCUGUCCAUUUGUUGUCCCUAAUAUAAUAACAUACCGGUUCCACUUUAUUUUGACUGAAUUUUAACAUUUACCGAACGUAAUCUCAUUUCGUUGGUAAGAUAAAAUUAUGGAAGGUCUGCCGUUUUUGCCAGGAAAUGCCUUUAAAGACCCUACGCAAACCAAUUUUCACCUAUCUCACACUCUGGAUAUGAAAAAUGGUUUACGAUAUGCGAAAGCCUACCCAGAAGUUGGGAUUGGUGGUCGUCCUUUGAAAGUCAACCAGCUAAACGAGGAAGAAUUAGACGAAUUAGCAAAUUUUCAGCCGACUUUAACUUAUGGAAGGACGAAACAGUCGCUUGUUUCUGAAUUUAUUCCUGCCCACGUCGCGUUGUAUAAUAAGGUCCUUCGAUUCUAUGGAUAUUUCAAAGAAACAGUUAACGAAUCACAAGUUGAGCACUACAGAGUCCGGCUGGUUCAGAUAUUGUAUUUCCUAGAGGACGACAGCAUGUUGGUGAUGGAACCCCCACAAAACAAUAGUGGUAUACCUCAAGGAAAAUUAGUUUGUAGACAUAGAAUUCCAAAGAAUGAUAUCGGGGAUUGUUACAAUUGGCGUGAUCUGAAUCUUGGUACAAAUCUGGCUAUAUAUGGUCGAGUUUAUCGCAUUACAAACUGUGACAAGUUUACAAAGGACUUUUUAGAGAGCGAAGGAGUUAUUGUGAAUGAGCCUGAACAGGAACCAAUAGAUCCAUAUUUGGCUGAGAGAGCUAAACGUGAAGCUAUAGCUCUUGGCAAAACACCUUCAUCCUUUGAUAAACGACGUCAGUAUCUCGAACUUGAUCGUAAGGUUUUACGAUUUUACGCCGUACAGGAUGAACGACACGAAAUGUUUGGUGAAUGUCGUAAAUUUAUUAUACAUUAUUAUUUAGCUGAUGACACUUUGGAAAUACGUGAAAUUCAUACAGCGAAUGAUGGUCGUGAUCCAUUCCCCUUAUUAUUGAGACGUGAAAGAAUACCAAAAUGUCGUGAUACUAUCCCUCAAUCAUUUCCAAGUGUCAGUAUGGAAAUAACUGAAAAUGAAGUGGAAGAAUAUUUCUCACCGAAAGAUUUUCAUAUUGGUCAAUCAGUUAAUAUUCUUGGUCGGAAAUAUUUAAUAUAUGAUUGUGAUAAUUUUACAAAAGCAUGGUAUCAUAAUAAUUUUGGAUUAACAGAAUUUACUCCAUUAGAUAUAGAAAUUAAACAACCGGAAUUACCGAAAAAGGAAAUUCCACCAUAUAAUGGCUUUGGAACAAUUGAAGAUAGUUUAGUAUCUACAAAAUCAUUCAUUUUAAAACCUCCAAAAGUUGAUUUCGCAAAACAGGUGGAUUAUGCACAAAAAGUGUUGAGAUAUGAAGCUCGUUUAGAUAGUUUUCGACCUGAAGAUGCAUAUCGACGAUUUAUCAUAUCGUAUCAUCUGGCUGAUGAUAUGAUAUCAAUUUUUGAAACUCCGAUAAGAAACUCUGGUUUCCCUGGUGGGACAUUUCUCAAAAGAUCAAGAGUUAUGAAACCUGGAAGUACAUUAGAUAAUCCAAUUUAUUAUGGUCCUAUAGAUUUUUCAAUUAAUUCAAAAAUUGAUAUAUUUGGUACACGUUUCAUUAUAACCGAUGCUGAUGAAUAUGUUCUUAAAUUUCUUGAAGCUAAUCGUGAUCAAUUUUCUGAUGAAUUAAUUAAUGGUUUACAUGAACAUUUAAAUAAUAAAGAAAAUCAAACAACAAUUAAACAACAGUUUCAUCAUAAAGGAGGUAAUGUUGACUUUAAACGAGAAGAUGGUGAUAUUAACGAUAUUAUGAAUGAAGUUAGAAUGCAACUAAAGAAAAUGUCAAUAACAGAUAAAUGUAGAAUUGAUGAUAUGUUUCUUACAUAUAAUAAAGACAGACGUGGUUGUAUUGAUAUUGAAAAUUUGAAAGACAUGUGUAAGAAAAUCCACAUUCCGCCAGAUGAGGAUGUACUCAAGGCGUUACUUGAUAAGUAUGGUACUGAAGGAAAAAUGUCACUAGAACAAUUUGGAAGAUUUUUUGAACAACCAUAAUUAUAAUGAACCAUGAAUAGUACUUAUAAUGAAAUAAACUUUUUGCACUUGUUUAUCUGUAGUAGAAGAGUUGAAUGAGAUAUAACUAACUUCUAAUUUGUCUUUAAGAUAGUUGAGUUCAUCCAGCAAAACAAAUUUAAUAUACAUAACCAUAUAUGUAUGCCAUUUUUUGUACAAGUCAGUUUAUUAUUACAUCAUUUGCAAUCGAUGAAAUGCUUCAUAAUGCAGAUUAAAUUACCUCAACUCUUGAAACAUAUUGGACAAAAUAUUUAUAGUGUGUGCACAAUUAAUAGAAAUCCAUAUUAUGAUGAUUGAAGAAAUAAAGAAUUAUAAUGCAUGUCCAUGAAACACUGAAUCGUUGAUAUGUGAAAACAAAAUAUUCUAAGCUACUGAGUUAAUGAUGGCAGUUCAGAGUUAAUUUGCUAACAUAAUGUUAACAUUAAGCUAUUUGAUUAAAUAUUGUAAUUUAAAAUAUUCAUCAUCAGAUGUUAGUAAAGAGCUUCACUUGUAUCAGUCAUAAGUAACACAUUUGUCUAUGACAAGAAUAAAGUGUCUAAAAAAAUUUAAUUUAGGAUUAUAAACUACUGCAGAUAUUGUUAAAGCUAAGUGAUUUUAAUAUCAGAUCAGGAAACAAUAUAUAAGUUGAAUAUUUAGAAAUACCAACAAUUGAGUUCUACUUCAGAAAAAUACAAAGCGACAGCAAAAUAGCAUUAAUUAUUUGAAAAGUAAUUUAGGAAGUUCAGCAUUUUCUGAAAAAUCUUCUACAACUUUAUGUAAAAAGUGUAAAUUUUAGUGGCCCUGUUAAAUUGUAUGCUGAUUGUUGUCGAAAUACAUAUGCCGCCAACCUGUCUACAUUUUUAUCGACUUAAUUCGCGUUAGAGAAUAACCGAAUGAAAUAAGCCAAAUACGAGAAUGAAUUUUCAGUACGUAUAUUCCAUACUAACUCGCUAAAAAAACGCUA